Messenger RNA from Vicia villosa (hairy vetch), 2844 nucleotides. Its product is annotated as BTB/POZ domain-containing protein At1g30440-like. Lineage: Eukaryota; Viridiplantae; Streptophyta; Magnoliopsida; Fabales; Fabaceae. Gene Ontology annotation, molecular function: protein binding. The transcript has 4 exons. The coding region runs from base 645 to 2591 and encodes 648 amino acids. The record is from RefSeq and is a predicted model, not a curated record.
AGCACCAUCCAACCAUCUAUCCAUGUGCUGGUAACGCACAUGGCCAAGCUACAAACCGACAACCUUACAUUAAAUAAACACAAUUGAUCCUAAUAAAUACAAAACAAAACAACCUUGUCCUCUUCUCCAAUUCCUUCUUACGUUUUCUGUUCUCUCUCUUCAAAAGUCAAAAACCCAAGUUAGUGCUUGAUUAGUGAUUAAAGAGAUUCCAAACUCGAGAAAUGAGCAAUGAGUGUGUUUCAAGACUUUGACCCCACAUGUGCUGUUUUUAGAUAUCAUUUAUGAAUCACUUCAAUACCCAUUAAAAUUCUCUCUUUUUAUUUUUUUUGUUACAAGAAAGUGAAAUUAAGAGUCAAUGCUCUCUUUACUUUCCUUUUUCUGUGAAUCAUUGUGAGGGUUUUUGGAAGGGAAUUUGGUUGUUGACCUAAACUUUUGGUUGAUUAGAUAGUUAGGUGACAAAUUCUAUGUUUUUUUGGGGUUUAUGAAAUGGAGUGGUUCUAGGGUUUUCAAGUGGUGUUGUUGAGUUGAUUCUGUUAAUUUUUUUUUUGUGGGUUGCUGAGAAUUGUUGUAAAGGUUGAAACUUUGGGAAAUUGAAAUUUGGAAGAGGCUGCAUUGUUGGAUACAAAGUUCAUCUCUUUUCCUAAAUGGCUUGCAUGAAAUUGGGGUCUAAACCUGAUGCAUUCCAGCGGCAAGGGCAAGCAUGGUUCUGCACGACCGGGCUUCCCAGCGAUAUAGUUGUUGAAGUUGGCGAGAUGUCUUUCCAUCUUCACAAGUUCCCUUUGCUCUCAAGAAGUGGGGUUUUGGAAAGAUUGAUAGCCAAAGCUUCUGAAUCAGAGGAAGAAUGUGGUAUACCCCUUCACGACAUUCCGGGUGGGGCCAAAACAUUUGAGCUUGUAGCAAAAUUCUGCUAUGGUGUGAAACUUGAACUCACGGCAUCAAAUGUUGUGGGCCUAUGGUGUGCUGCUGAGUAUCUUGAAAUGACUGAGGAAUACGGUGAAGGUAAUCUUAUUUCGCAAGCGGAGGGCUUUUUCAAUCAAGUGGUUCUUCGAAGUUGGAAAGACUCCAUGAGGGCACUUCAAACGUGUGCUGAUGUUUUGGACAAAGCCGAAGAACUCCACAUUGUGAAAAGGUGCAUUGAAUCACUUGCAGCAAAGGCAUCUACUGACCCAAAUUUAUUUGGGUGGCCGGUACUAGAGCGUGGCGGUCCCUUGCAGAGUCCUGGUGGAAGUGUUUUGUGGAAUGGAAUAAGUACCGGAGCGAGACCAAAGAAUACAAGUUUAGAUUGGUGGUAUGAGGAUGUCGCAAAUUUGAGUUUACCGAUUUACAAGAGGCUGAUAGCUGUCAUGGAGUCUCGGGGCAUUAGACAGGAAAUUAUUGCUGGUUCUCAUGCUUUCUACGCGAAAACAUAUUUGCCUGGUUUAAAUCGACGUAAGGUUUCCGGCGAGGCCAGUACGCGGCUAACCCCGGCGGCUUUAGGGUCUCCACUAUCUGAAGAAGAUCAAAAGACUCUUAUAGAAGAAAUCGAUCAACUACUUCCGAUGCAGAAGGGCUUGGUCCAAACAAAGUUCCUGUUCGGCCUACUACGAACAGCCAUGAUUUUACGAGUGAGCUUGUCUUGCAUAUCAAGUUUGGAGAAACGGAUCGGGAUGCAGCUUGAUCAAGCUGCUUUGGAAGAUCUCUUGAUGCCAAGUUUUUCGUAUUCAAUGGAAACACUUUACAAUGUUGACUGUGUGCAAAGAAUUCUUGAUCAUUUCCUUGCAAUGGAUCAGGUUACAGGUGGUGCCUCUCCAUCAUGCUCAGUUGACGACGAUGGCCAGUUGAUUGGUUCGCCGUCACUGACACCGAUCACUAUGGUAGCAAAACUGAUCGACGGAUACCUGGCAGAGGUUGCUCCAGAUGUUAACGUAAAACUUCCCAAGUUUCAAUCCCUUGCUGCUGCUGUUCCAGAGUAUGCCAGGCCUUUGGAUGACGGUUUAUAUCGUGCUAUAGAUAUUUAUUUGAAGUCUCAUCCAUGGUUGGUGGAGUCGGAGCGAGAGGAGUUAUGCAGGCUAAUGGACUGCCAGAAGCUCUCACUAGAAGCAUGCACCCACGCCGCACAAAACGAGAGGCUACCCAUUAGAAUCAUAGUUCAAGUUCUAUUCUUCGAGCAGCUCCAGCUCCGAACUUCAAUCGCCGGCUGCUUUCUAGUUUCAGACAAUCUCGACGGCUCAAGAAACUUAAGAAGCGGUUUAGUUGGGUCCAACGAGGGUGGAUGGGCAUCCGCCGUAAAGGAAAACCAGGUACUGAAAGUCGGGAUGGAUAACAUGAGAAUGAGGGUAUCCGAGCUCGAGAGAGAGUGCUCAAACAUGAGGCAAGAGAUCGAGAAACUCGGCGGUAAGGCAAAAGGAUCAACGACAAGCGCUUGGGGAGCGGUGUCGAAGAAACUUGGGUUUAAGAUAAAGUCUCAGAUGUGUAGUGCUCAAGAAGGGUCUGUUAGCAAACAGAACAAUGGGAAUAAUAAGGUUGAGAAGUUGAAGGAUAGAAAUGUAAAGCAUAAUAGAAAUUCUUCUAUUAGUGACAAAGGAUCAGUUUCUUCAAUUGUUCAUUCUUAGUGUCCAAGUGUUUUUUCCCUCUGUUAUGUUACUGUGUCAUAUGCUAAACAACGGCGACACAUUUCCAUCUCGUACGAGUUUAUUUGAGAUGGAAAUGUCGUCUGCCGCUGUUUAGUUUUUAACUGUAAACUGUAGCUUUAGUUUUUUUUUCUUUUCUCUUUUGUACCAUUCUGCCUAUGAUUAUAAAAUGUGUAUGUCAUUUGAAUUUUGGAAGAGGGAUGCUUAUAGAUGCAGCUAUUUGUUCUUUUUAUAA